CAUCACAUUUGAGUUUAACCAAAUCAUAUUAAGCCAUGGCCACCUCCAACUUCUCAAUUGUUCUCUCUCUCUCCCUAGCCUUCUUUCUAGUGCUACUCACCAAGGCAAACUCAACCAACACCGUUUCUUUCACCGUCAGCAAGUUUUCCCCACGCCAACAAAACCUUAUCUUCCAAGGAGAUGCUGCUAUCUCACCCUCCGGGGUGUUACGACUCACCAAGGUUGACAGCAACGACGUGCCAACGACGGGAUCCCUAGGACGUGCCCUUUAUGCUGCCCCAAUCCAGAUUUGGGACAGUGAAACAGGCAAGGUAGCUAGCUGGGCUACAUCGUUUAAAUUCAAAGUUUUCUCGCCCAACAAGACGGCCGACGGGCUUGCCUUCUUCUUGGCGCCCGUCGGGUCCAAGCCCCAAUCCAAAGGAGGGUUCCUUGGUCUUUUCAAUAGUGACUCAAAGAACAAGUCAGUCCAAACCGUGGCGGUUGAGUUCGAUACUUAUUAUAACGCAAAGUGGGACCCGGCAAACCGACACAUUGGCAUCGACGUGAACUCCAUCAAGUCCGUCAAAACGGCGUCGUGGGGGUUGGCCAACGGGCAAAUAGCACGGAUUCUCAUUACCUAUGACGCCGACACGAGCCUCUUAGUCGCUUCUUUGAUCCACCCCUCACGGAAAACGAGUUAUAUCCUCUCUGAGACAGUGAGCUUGAAGAGUAAUCUUCCAGAAUGGGUGAAUAUUGGGUUCUCUGCCACCACCGGGUUGAAUAAAGGCUUCGUUGAAACCCAUGACGUGUUUUCUUGGUCUUUUGCUUCCAAGUUGUCAGAUGGUAGCACCAGUGAUACUUUGGAUCUUCCAAGCUUUCUGCUCAAUGAGGCCAUCUAGCUUCCAACGUCGUAAGUAGUUAAAUGUGACAGAAGAAUAACAACUAAAUAGCGCUCUAGCUUGCUAGAGGCUAGUACUACUAAUAAUGUUUAUCUGUCACAAAAAUUAUCGUAAUUUGAAAUAAUAAUUGGUUUUUUACUCCAUCAUACUAAAUAUAAUGUUUA
Molecule: messenger RNA, 1042 nt
Organism: Glycine soja
Lineage: Eukaryota; Viridiplantae; Streptophyta; Magnoliopsida; Fabales; Fabaceae
Product: lectin DB58-like
Exons: 1
Coding region: 36-878 (280 amino acids)
Molecular function (GO): carbohydrate binding
Source: RefSeq, a predicted model, not a curated record